GCAGAGCUGCUCAGGACAUGCUAAAAGGCCUGGGUGGCAUAUAUAAGGAGGUGACAGGAAGUCCACAAGCAGCACUCUGCCUCAGAUAAGAAGAGGUUCAAACAAACCCACACUUUCAUCAUGGAAGACACAACCACCAAGUCUACAGUCACGAAGGAUGAGGCCCAGCUGUGUCGUGAUGCCUUCUCGCGCCCUCCAGGCUACGGCUGGCAGCCCAGUCUGCUCUACAACCAGCACUUCGGUCUUCCUCCCUUCCUGGACUUCAGAGAUCUGAGCUGGAUGGAGAGCAUUUUUAGGAAGCUACGGACCUCCUCAUGGCCCGGAUACACCCAAGCAUCUGGGUUUGCCCCGAAGAUCCACAGAGAGGUGGGUGGAGGCGUUUCCGAGGUGUCGGCCCAGCAGAGCAGAUGGACCGUGAGUCUGGAUGUGAAUCAUUUCGCGCCGUCUGAGAUUACAGUGAGAACAAAUGGUGGCUUCCUGGAAAUUGAAGGAAAACAUGACGAGAGACAGGACGAACAUGGCUACAUCACGAGAUGUUUCCUCAGGAAAUACAAGCUUCCUGCUGGAAUUGAAGCGGAGAGUAUACGCUCCUCUGUGACUGGAGAUGGAGUUCUUACCAUUGAAGCCACGUUACCCAACAUUGCACCAUCGGCUGAUGUUACAAUCCCGGUCCAGGUGCUGCUGGAGGCACCAGGUCUGGAAGACCAAAAGCAAGAUGGCCACCAGCCUGAAGAGCCUGAGAUAGCAGACCCAGUCAUUCCUCCUCCUGUAGAAAAGCCUGAAGGUGACACUGUAGGCGCUGAUGAGAGGAUUCAUCACACGAACGGCCUACCUGAUGCUCCAGAAAGUGUGGAGGGAGGAGAGGAAGCCAUCACGAGCCAGCAAGAUGGAGAAAAGAGAGAGGAAGAGAGUGUAUAUGUAGCUGAUUCAGCUGGAGCCACAGAGGAGGUGCUGGAUUCAAAACCUGAGGCUCCUGAAGCUCCCGAAGCCCCUGAAGCUCCAGAAACAGUGACGUCUGAGAGGGAAUCAGAGAUCCAGGGAAAGGAAGAGGAUGAAGAGAUCCAAGGAGCGGAGGUGGAAGGAGAUCUGCCGAGUGCUGAGGCUGAGGGAGAACCUCCCGUCUCGGGGAUAACUCAGGAGGAGAUCCCGACUAAGCUGGACGUCAAGGACAAACAGGCUGUAGAGCAAAUGGAGCAAAUCAAGUAGAUGAAGAUGACUGCCUGGAGAGAUUGAUAAAAAUCCGCCGCUCAUCCUUAAUUCAGCUGAUUCAUCAGUUUAUUGACCAUUAAUUAGCAUUAUCUGAGAGGCAGUUUGCUGUAACCUGUAACUUUGAAGCGCUAAUAAACCAGAGCACCCGAA
Pangasianodon hypophthalmus (striped catfish) is the source of this 1359-nucleotide messenger RNA. Its product is annotated as heat shock protein 67B1. NCBI's taxonomy places the organism in Eukaryota, Metazoa, Chordata, Actinopteri, Siluriformes, Pangasiidae. Gene Ontology annotation, molecular function: protein folding chaperone. The transcript is spliced from 5 exons. Bases 121 to 1206 code for a protein of 361 amino acids. Gene Ontology annotation, biological process: protein refolding; response to heat. The record is from RefSeq and is a predicted model, not a curated record.